AUGUCGGACACAAGUCGGCCAACAUCUCGUUGGUUAUCAUCAGUGCCGACGAGAGUAAAAUCCAAUAAUAAUCCAACGAGACAAGCCAUACCAUUAAUAUUAGCCCGAAGAAAAUUACUUCGAUCAGCAAAAAAUCAUCAACAAACAUUUGCACAACGUAUGGCAAAAGUAAAGCAUGAUACAGAAGAAUUAUAUCAAUUAUACUAUUCAAAUAAUAUCAAAUUUGACACAUUUCAGCAACAAAUUGUUACUGGAACACGUAUUUCCUCUUUACAAACAUCACCAACUUCAUACCAUCGUUUAAAUGCGAUUUCAACGAACACUUUUGAUUCUCGACAUUGUGUUAGUCGUGAACAACUGAGUCAAUCAGAUAUGUGUAAUGAUGAAAAUCAAGUAUCAUACGAUGAACAAAAACAAUCACCAGUGCCAGUGAAACGUUCAGUUCAAGUUCGAAUUGAUAACAAUCCAACGACUGCACCAUCGACUCCUACAGCAUCAUCUCGUUCUUCCUCGCCAGAAUUUAGAAUAUCUAUAAGUUCGAAUUCUAAUUUAAAUACGCUAGAUAAUUCUUCAUUCAUGCGACAAGAUGAAUUUAAUGAGUCGACAUUGAAUAAGAAGAGCAGCUUUUUCGUAGAUCCUCCGGCUGACUCUUUUGAGGAUCAUAGUAUAAAAGCAAGAAAAGCAGCUAACAAUAUACAGUCACUAUCAACAAAAUUAUCAUUAAUCAAUUUACAUUCGCUUCCUCAAUCGACUACUUCUCUAGUAAAUAGCAAAAAAGAUCCAAUAAAUACAUCUUAUUCAUCAUUUUCAACGAUCAAUUCCCUUGAACAACAAAAUCCACCUCAUAUUCUUACGGGUAGAGCAGUCACAGCUCAUCAACGAUUGUCAGUACAACAUAAACAACGAGCAAAUACAAGUAUAACUACGUCUACAAAUUCAUUUUCUCGACGAACUCCAUUGAAGCCGAGUCCACCAUCAUCUCAAUCUUCUAAGCGUGAUUCUCCUGUAUUCAUUGGUGCACAACGUGUCGUAUCGAUUCCAUCGAAAUGCAGUCGCUAUGUUCUUGUUACGUUUCCACCAUCUCCUAUUCGUUAUAAUACUCCGACAUACGUUGAACGCUUAUUAUUGCCUGAACGUUUUCCGACCUUGUUUCAAAAUAUAGUACAUAGUCAUGAACAAAACCGACAUAAUAAAUAA
Molecule: messenger RNA, 1197 nt
Organism: Rotaria socialis
Lineage: Eukaryota; Metazoa; Rotifera; Eurotatoria; Philodinida; Philodinidae
Source: the annotation of a GenBank genome assembly